CUCGGCCAAUAGGGAGGCCGAGUGGAUCAAGUGUCACUAUAACAGAAGGACAUAAUCAGCGCGGUAAGUUUGCAGAACCUUACAGCCUGUCUCGGCCAGAAGGAGCUCACUUCUUUCAGCUUUUCUGAGGUUGCAAAGUCCACUGUCACCAUGUCUGACACAGAGGAAGUUGAACAGGUCGAGGAAUACGAUGCUGUAGAAGAGGAGGUAGAACAAGAAGUAGAGGUGGCCCCUGAGGCGGCCCCUGAGCCAGAACCAGAGCCAGAACCAGAACCAGUGGUAGAACCAGAGCCAGAACCAGAGCCAGUACAAGAGCCAGAGCCAGAGCCAGAGCCUGAGCCUGAGCCUGAAGAGGCUGUUGAAGAGGAAGAGGAAAAGCCAAAGUUCAAGCCCACUGCCCCAAAAAUCCCUGACGGUGAGAAAGUGGACUUUGAUGACAUCCAGAAGAAACGUCAGAACAAGGACCUGGUUGAGUUGCAGGGGCUGAUCGAUGCUCACUUUGAAUGCAGGAAGAAGGAGGAGGAGGAGCUGAUUGCCCUGAAGGAGAGAAUUGAGAAGCGUCGUGCCGAGAGGGCCGAGCAACAGAGGGUCCGUGCUGAGAAGGAAAAGGAGCGCCAGGCCAGACGUGAGGAAGAGAGGCGAUCCAAGGAGGAGUCUGACGCCAAGAAGAAGGCAGAUGAAGAGGCAAAGAAGAAGUCAGCUCUGUCCAGCAUGGGCUCCACUUACAGCAGCCAUCUGCAGAGAGCUGACCAGAAGAGAGGAGGAAAGAAAGAGACUGAGAGAGAGAAGAAGAAGAAGAUCCUGGCCGCCAGGCGCAAGCCCCUGAACAUCGACCAUCUGAACGAGGACAAGCUGAAGGACAAGAUCAACGAGCUGCAUGAAUGGAUGACCCAGCUGGAGUCUGAGAAGUUCGACCACAUGGAGAGACUGAAGAGGCAGAAGUAUGAGGUGCUCUCACAUAGGAUUCGCAUUGACCAGUUGCAGAAGCACAGCAAGAAGGGAGCCGCUGCCCGCCGCAGAAAGUAAACUGGCUUGCUUCAUGGCCGCUCAGGAAACGAACUGCAAUCGUCUCGAACACACGCCUGAUGAAUCAAUGUACCCUAAGGCGAAGGUCGUAACUCAGAAGAAGUGUGUAAUCCUGAGGUUUACACCGAGAUUACCAAUCCAUAUCCUGAACCAUGCAACCAGGAACCUUUAGCUGCUGUCAAUAAGAAUAAAAAGUACUAAACCUUGAUUCGCCAUCACGCUUCCUCACCUGCGACUGUUUGGUUCUCGGUAUUUUUGUAAAUAAAGUGUGACCCUUCAAGCCAU
Messenger RNA from Cynoglossus semilaevis (tongue sole), 1311 nucleotides. Its product is annotated as troponin T, fast skeletal muscle isoforms-like. Gene Ontology annotation, molecular function: troponin I binding; troponin C binding; tropomyosin binding. The transcript has 15 exons. Gene Ontology annotation, biological process: muscle contraction; regulation of muscle contraction; sarcomere organization. Gene Ontology annotation, cellular component: troponin complex. NCBI's taxonomy places the organism in Eukaryota, Metazoa, Chordata, Actinopteri, Pleuronectiformes, Cynoglossidae. The record is from RefSeq and is a predicted model, not a curated record. The coding region runs from base 151 to 1026 and encodes 291 amino acids.